CAACGCAUCAUACAAAGAAUCAGAACAUGACGUAGUGUUGGUCAGCCACAGUCCAGAGCAUCGGCAAGUUAGGAAAAGCAAGCAGCAGUUCACAUCGCACCGCGAGAAAGUUUAUUUCAGAUAGAGCCAGCAGUUUCCUUGCUUUUAUUAUUCAGACUUGGUACAACGUUCCAAUCAGAGGCCAUUUCCAACUUGCUGCCUACUAUGGAGCCUGAGUCCAUGUCUGAACUACCACGGUGUCCAUCUCCAGCUCCUGUGAAACUCACAUGGGGUGAAAUCAUGGACUCCGAGGACAAUGAGAUGGAGAAUGUAGAGCCUUUCUGUUUCUAUAAUCCCUGGAGCAUGGAUUACAUCAACCAGGUAGAGGAGCAGAAGGUAGAGAAGGACAUAGAGGAGCAGAAGGCAGAAGAGCAGGCCAAAGUCCAGCAGCCGCCUGUUAGAAACACAAAGCUCCUUAAUGAACGCCUCAGCAAGAAUAACAAGUGUACAUCUCCAGCUCCCGCAAAACUCACGUGGGGUGAAAUCAUGGACGCUGAGGACAAUGAGAUGGAGAAUGUAGAGCCUUUCUCUUUCUAUAAUCCCUGGAGCAUGGAUAUCAUCAGCCAGGUAGAGGAGCAGAAGGCAGAGGAGCAGAAGGUAGAGGAGCAGAAGGUAGAGGAGCAGAAGGCAGAGGAGCAGGCCAGAGUCCAGCAGCUGCCUGUUAGUGACAAAAAGCUCCCUAAUGAACGCCUCUGCAAGAAUAAAAAGACAGUGAAACUACUGUUGAGGAACCUUGACUGCAAUGUGGAUGACAGACAACUACAUGAGGAAUUCCAUCCCUUUGGAACUGUGAUCAGUGCAGAGGUCAAUAUGGAGAAUGGCCAUCCCAAAGGCACUGGCUUUGUCAUUUUUGCAUCUCCUGAUGAAGCCAGAAAUGCCAUCAUGAAGAUGAACGGCAGGGUAUUGGGAAGCAGGCCAGUGUAUGUUAGUGUGGUUCAGAGCAAGGAGGAACAUGGAGGAAGGCACAGAGAGAGGGCAGAGAGUAGCCUGAAAGAACCCUGUCCAAAUCCACACCAGGCUCAAAAGAAUAUUCAGCCACAGAAUGCAUCUCCAGAAUUGAGGAGAACCAACCAACAGGACAGGAACAUAUGCAGAGCGCAAACCACACUGCAGUCCCAGGAUGCACAGAAGAGUAAGGUGUUUAUAAAACAUCUGGACUACAGUGUGGACGACAGGCGCCUGCAUGAAGCGUUCCUGCCAUAUGGAACAGUCAUCAGUGCAAAGGUGACUGUGGAGAAUGGCUGCUCCCGAGGUUUUGGAUUUGUGAGCUUCUCCUCUCCAAAUGAAGCAGAAAAAGCCAUUAAGGAGAUGAAUGGAAGGAUGAUGGGCAGGAAGCCACUGUAUGUGACGCUGGCUAACAACAAUAAGCAGCGCAAGGCUUCCCUCACCCAGACUGAGUGUACAGGAAGCAGUGGUCCAACUGAGCCACACACAAGACCUCACAGAUUCUUGCAGAGGGUCCAUUCACAUCGUCGUCCCUCUGUUGCACCGGCCACCAGAUAAACCUUUUAAACUUUAUACUUCCUUUUAUCAAAAUAUAUAUAUUGAUUUAUAUUAUUAUUAUAAAUUUUGUUAAAUUUUGUGAAACUCAU
Molecule: messenger RNA, 1631 nt
Organism: Hemibagrus wyckioides
Lineage: Eukaryota; Metazoa; Chordata; Actinopteri; Siluriformes; Bagridae
Product: polyadenylate-binding protein 1-A-like
Exons: 11
Coding region: 205-1542 (445 amino acids)
Cellular component (GO): cytosol
Molecular function (GO): mRNA binding
Source: RefSeq, a predicted model, not a curated record